AUGGCAACCGGCUUGGAGGAUGGCUGCGCAUUGAAGCCUUGCCCUUCACCACAUGCCGGUUUUGAUUUGCCAGAUCUAGAUUCUGAAGAUCCUGGAUCUGAUGUUUUGCUUGAUGAUUGCAGCUUUGACUUUCAGGAAGACGGGCCUCCAGUGUCAGAUGCUUGCAGUUUUGAUUCAACAAACGAUGCUAUGAUGGCUGAUGGUGGCCGAUUUGAUUUGAACCAUGAGUUGUUCAUGUCAGACACCUGCGGCUUUGAUUUGUUGGAUGACACGAUGCUGGUCAGUGAAGCAGACAAUGCUGAAAUAGUCCCAUCUCAGGAUGUUGGUUUUGGGUUGCAGAUUGGUUCGUCUUCAGGAGGUGCGAUGGCCGGAAGCGGCCCUUUGUUGCAGCAGAGUGACAAGACGCAUGCUCCCCAAUGUUGUUAUCAGUGGGCUCUGCGACUAGUUGACCUUCUUCUUUCAGAGUUUGGUUUUGCGCAUCUGCAGCGCUCCUGGGCCAACAAACGGGUCAUGUUCAGCUCCUAUUUCAGCGGCAUUGGUGGUCUGGAAGUUGCCCUUGAGUUUUUGAACGCGGCAUGGAAAGCUCGUGAUUUGCCGGGCUGUUUCGUGUCAGUCAGUGCUUGUGAGAAGAACCCUGCUUGCCGUAGAGUGUUGGAGGGCAGGAACAAAGACGGCCACCUGCAGCGUGAUGUCAUGCACAAUUUUGUUCCUGAUCCGACUGAUAAGCUAGCAAGACUGCAAGGCUUUCAGGCGCGGAAAGCAUUUUUUGAGAAUUUGAAGGUGGUUUCGUCUUGUCCCUGCUGUGGUGAAUUUCCACGGCCUGAAGCUGACAUGGAUGUGACCGGAAGCCCUUGCCAGCCCUUCAGUUCUGAUGGGGUUGGAAUGGGCCGGGAGGAUCCACGAAUUGUUUGCCUCAUCGCUUAUUCUCGUGUCCACCGGGCUCGGGGCACCAAGGCCCUCAUCCAUGAAAAUGUGGAAAGGUUUGAGGCGGAACUCCUUUCCGAGCUGUUUCCAGAGUAUCGCAUCUUCGAAGUUCAUUCCGAACCAAGUCAUUGUGGCUUUCCAUUCCUGCGGCGCCCGCGUGUGUACCACCUUCUUGUCAGGGAAGAUGUGCAGUUGUUGGCCGACCCAGUGAAGGUAUACUCCAAGCUGGCAGCUUCUCUGCAGCAGCACUUUAGCAGUAGCCCAUCUUGGGCUUGGAUCACUUCAUUGCCGACAGAGUCGGACCUGCUCAAUGAAGAGAAUGCCGCCCGAGCUUGCAAACAUCUGGAUCCUGUUGCCAAGCUUUCACCCAGCUGGUCUUACUUGUUGACUGAGAAGCAGCAGGGCUAUUUGGCCCAUGCCGCAGAACAGUGGUGGAAUCGAUAUGGGGUUGCGGCCUCUGCAGAUGAUCGGUGUGUGGUGAACUUGGGCGACAACCCUGCCAAACGCAGGGUGCCCAAGCCAGGGCCCUUGAUGACGUUCAAGCACAAUGCUGGGAUUUUGUGGUUGGCUGGCAAAUCAAGGUGGUUGACAGCACGGGAGAGAGCUGCUGCAAUGAGUUUUCCAGUCUACUCUUGCUUAGCGGAACAGGCUUUGUUGGAGGCAGACAAUUUAACCCGGAGUGCCGCCGCAGUUGGCAAUUCAUUUCAUGUGGCUAAUGUCGGUUUGGUCAUAGUCAGUUUGCUACUUUCUCUAGGGCACCCGCUGCCACCAGCAUGGCCAAGGUAG
Molecule: messenger RNA, 1710 nt
Organism: Cladocopium goreaui
Lineage: Eukaryota; Dinophyceae; Suessiales; Symbiodiniaceae
Source: the annotation of a GenBank genome assembly